AUGGACGACAAUCUCCUCGCGCAAACUCUGAGGAUGUCGUCGCUGACAAUUCCUCAUUACACGCACGCACCAGUAACCAAGGCCAACUUGGAGUAUGCGGACCUUGCUAUCAUUGACUUAUCCAAAGCAGGGACCUUGGAAGGGCGUUUGGAAUUGGCGAAGGACGUUCGUGAGGCGCUGAGGAACCAAGGAUUCUUCUACGUCGUCAACCAUGGCUACACGUCUGCACAGAUGGCCAGGAUAUUUGACAUUGCUGAUAUCCCUUUCGCUCAUGUUAGUGAAGACGAGAAGAAGACCUAUGCUGCGAAGAUGAAGGAGACAGGCUCGUUUCAGGGGUACAAGCCUCGCCAAUAUUGGCACAUAGAUAACGGAGUUCGGGACCAAUUGGAGCAUUACAACAUCAACCGAGACGUCACGAAACGUCGACAUCCUGAACCACUCCGGCCUUUCUUGCCAGAGAUCGGCGCUUUUGCUCGACACAAUCAUGACGAUGUAUUGCAUCCCAUCCUCAGGUUAUUAUCACUUAGCCUUGAGCUGCCGGAGGAGACAUUGGCGAAGUUGCACGAGUUUUCGGCGGUUGGAGAGACAUAUGUUCGGUUCAUGAAAUAUUAUCCACGAAAUGAGGAAGAAGAGGCCAAGACGAAGGGUGUUUGGCUGAAAGGCCAUACAGACUUCGGGACACUCAGUAUCCUCUACAGUCAACCUGUCGCCGAGCUUCAAAUCCUAACCAAGGAUGGGACUUGGAAGUGGAUCAAGCACUUCGAUAAUGCACUGGUGAUCAACGCAGGAGACGCAAUGGAGUUUCUCUCAGGAGGGUUUUAUCCCGCAACAAUCCACAGAGUCGUCCAACCACCCACAGAUCAACAGAAGUAUACCCGUCUGGGGGUGUUUUACUUCUGCACGACAAACGACGAUGUGAAAUUGGUACCGCUUGCCGACAGUCCUGUGCUGAAACGGUUUGGGAUCACACGAAGGUUUGAAGACGGUGAUGAGCCCACUAUGGGGGCCUGGAGGCGAGCGAGGACUGUUGCUUAUGGUCAGUCGGAUCUGAAGCCUGCAGAUGAUAAGGGGGUUGAGGAAGAGAUUAUCAAUGGCGUUCCGGUCAAGCAUUACAAUUGA
Molecule: messenger RNA, 1119 nt
Organism: Laccaria bicolor S238N-H82
Lineage: Eukaryota; Fungi; Basidiomycota; Agaricomycetes; Agaricales; Hydnangiaceae
Exons: 11
Coding region: 1-1119 (372 amino acids)
Molecular function (GO): dioxygenase activity
Source: RefSeq, a predicted model, not a curated record